Molecule: messenger RNA, 1140 nt
Organism: Leptomonas pyrrhocoris
Lineage: Eukaryota; Euglenozoa; Kinetoplastea; Trypanosomatida; Trypanosomatidae
Product: putative proteasome regulatory non-ATP-ase subunit 3
Exons: 1
Coding region: 136-1140 (334 amino acids)
Biological process (GO): ubiquitin-dependent protein catabolic process; regulation of protein catabolic process
Cellular component (GO): proteasome complex; proteasome regulatory particle, lid subcomplex
Molecular function (GO): enzyme regulator activity
Source: RefSeq, a predicted model, not a curated record
AGCAGUUUGUGACUCUGUAGGACGUCGCGGCCCCCACUCGGCAACGCCAUCCACUCUUUUAUUCUCCUUCCCCGAGAAAGCUGCCAAGCUAUUACUGAAUCUUCUACUUCUCCUCCCCGUAGUGCUCAUUCAUAAAUGCCUCCGAUGUCUGCAAAUCCGGCGUCGAACGCCACCGCUGCGACGAAGCGCGCCGAGGCAGAGCAGCUGACUCGCCUCAUGGCCCUCUACCGUGCCGUGUGCGUCCGCCACGACGAGCUCGGCAUGGAGGUGGUGCUGAACGACAUCUUGGCGUUCUUCACCAACACGCAUCAGCACGAGCAAGCUGAAGCGUUUAUCGCGACGUGCAACAUCACCCUGCCGCACCGCGCAAACAACCAGGCUGCUCGUUACUUCUACUACGUCGGCCUCACCCGUGCUCUGCGUCUGGAGUACGUGGAUGCGCACCAGUGCCUGCAGCAGGCACUGCGCAAGGCUCCUGAGCGUGCCUUUGGCUUCCGCAUUGCUGCGACAAAGCUGUCGCUCGUCGUGCAGCUGCUGCUCGGCGAGAUCCCCCCGCGCUCUGACUUUCUUGCAAAGGACAUGCGCGAGAGCCUCGGGCCGUACCUGCAGCUCGCGUCGUGUGUGCGUUUCGGCCAGGUCGGCCGCUUCAUGACCCUGCUGCGCGAGAACCAGGUCACCUUCGAGCACGACCGCACCCACUCGCUCAUCCUGCGCGUGCGUCAGCAUGUGAUCAAGACCGGGCUGCGUCGCAUCUGCCAAGCCUACAGCCGCAUUAGCAUCUCCGAUGUGUGCUCGAAGCUGACCAUGAGCAACGUGUCGGAUGCCGAGUACAUCCUCGCCAAGGCCAUUCGCGAUGGCGUGAUCGACGCGGUGCUGGACAACGAAAAGGGCGAGCUCAUUUCGAGCGACAGCAUCGACGUCUACUCCACCUCGGAGCCGCUCUACGCGUUGCAGCGUCGAAUUCAGUUCCUGAACGUCACGCACAACGACGCGAAGCGGGCGAUGCGGUACGACGUGACGGACCCGGAGAUUCUAGAGGAGCGCCGCAAGGAGGCGAAGGCCGAGCGCGACGAGCUCGAGCGCGCCAUCCAAGACGAAUCGACCGGCAUGGACAACGUGAACUUCGAGGACGGUCUGUAA